AUGGCAUUUGCCAGUAUUAAUUCAACGGGCGCGCCCAUCGCCGCCAUCGAGGAGGCAUUCGCGACGGAACCCUCGUUGAAAAAGCGAGUCUACGAUGCGAUCGGCCAAACACCACACCACAAACCUUUGUUCGAAGAUCUUGCCAAAUACACCUCCAGCCUGCUGGCCAGGACUGCCAACACUAGCCUCCCUUCGCGGCCCCCGGCCGCUGAUGGCCCUGCCGCCAAAAAGCGCAAGCUUCAGAAUGGAGACUCAGGGGAGACUGCGCAGGCGUCAGUUGACCUGAAAGAUCCCAAUGCGCCAGUCCAGUUCUACGUCCAGGAUGUUUCGUUCUCUACACCACAGAGGAAGAAGCUCACGCUCGAGAUUACUGCCGGGCAUGCGUAUCUUCGGGCAAGAAAUCAGGCUACGAAGGAGAUUGAAUUCGGUGUCUCAAUGGAUCAGAUUCGACAUGCUCUCUGUCUUCCUGUGCCGGAAAAGACACAAAAGCAGUUCAAUUUCUGUAUCAUUCCCGAGUAUGCUGAUGGCAUCACACCACCGCCCGAAGGAACAACAGCCUCUGAAGCUAUGGUGUUUACGAUAGCUGAUGGGCCAGCCAAGACUGCAUUCUCAGGAGACGGGAAGCAGAUUGGCCACGGUGCUGGAGAAACGGCCGAGGGAUUGAUCCGGCAGAUUCUGAACGAGAACAUGCCUCACGCCAAUGUUGUGCGCCCCGAUGAGAAACAGUUUGUCAGUGCUAUGCCUGAGGCGCACCGAAAGGGCGAAAAAGCAUACCAUGUCAAGGCAUUCCGUGGCAGCAAAGAAGGCUAUCUGUUCCUUCUCUCCACAGGUAUCUUAUUUGCAUUCAAGAAACCGCUUUUGUUCUUUUCGUUCGCUACUGUUGACUCUGUGUCAUAUACAUCUGUUCUCCAGCGCACCUUCAACCUGAAUGUCAUGGCUCGCCCAGCCAAUGGCUCCGAGGAAGACAUUCAAGAAUUUGAAUUCUCGAUGAUUGACCAGGAUAAUUUUUCCGGUAUCGAUACCUACAUCAAACGACAUGGUCUCCAGGAUGCCAGUCUCGCGGAGGCACGGCGCGCCAAGGUCUAUAAUGUCAAUAAAACUGGAGAGGACGCCGCAGUACCCGCCGAUGGAGCCGCUGAAGAUGAAAGCGAGCUCCAGAAAGCCCAGCGGGAGCUUGAAGAUCAAGAGGAUGAAGAAGAAGAGGACUACGAUCCCGGCAGUGACGACAGUGAAGGCAGCGGGUCCAGCAGUGAAGAUGACGAUGAUGAGGACGACGAUGGACAAGACAGUGAUGAGGAGAUGGACCUUGUCAAAGACGAGCUCGGGAGUGAAGCCGAGGAUGUUCCUGCAGAUAACUAG
Messenger RNA from Penicillium paradoxum, 1359 nucleotides. RefSeq names its product putative negative regulator of DNA transposition (Rtt106) (gene rtt106). The transcript is spliced from 4 exons. NCBI's taxonomy places the organism in Eukaryota, Fungi, Ascomycota, Eurotiomycetes, Eurotiales, Aspergillaceae. The record is from RefSeq and is a predicted model, not a curated record. The coding region runs from base 1 to 1359 and encodes 452 amino acids. Gene Ontology annotation, molecular function: nucleosome binding; histone binding.